CGCUCCCCCCUCCUUGCGAGUUUCUCUGCAAAGAUGCUUUGUGGUGUGUACUACAGUAACAAGGGCGAGGCCGCUGGGCAGCCCCAAGCGACCCAGUGUGAUUUCGAGGUUGAUUUCAAGGUUCAUACACUUGGGCGAUGCCCAGCCCUACGCCACCCAGCACAGAACAACAGCACAGCAACGUUUCAUACGUUUCAUGGCCUGAUGAGGUGUUGGCCUGUAGCGUGGUGCCCAGCCAGCCCCACGUCACGCCACGUCAGGCCGCCUUGCCUGGCAGCCUCGUCGCCAACUGCUGCUGAGUGCCUGGACCGGCCUGCGCCACCGGCGCCGGUCAACCGGUCAUCUCUGGGGGCAAAGGUUUGUCACCCUUCGAUGAUGCAUGCUGGGCGAUGUGCUGGCAAAUCCCUAGCGAAGCGGUCCACUCCAGUGACAUUUCGUCACCAGCAACCACGCUUGGUGAUGUGCUUGGCAACCAACCCCAAGCCAGCCAGUAAGCAACCGUUUAGGUUCGUCAUCCUUCAGCAAUGCUCAGCCAGGCCAAAGCUGCCCAGCCCACCAACAGCAACAUCAUUUUAUUCAAGGUUUUUGGCCGUUGCGGGUCAGUGAUGUGGGAUGCUUGGUUGAGUCAAAUUUCACAUUCACGGUUUACGCUUACUGGGAUGGGAUGGAUGGAGGGUUUUCAUCUUUCCUGCCUCCCUCGCAAAAGACGAGUUGUUGAUACUGUCAAUAUGACCAAUGCCAACUGCUUUCUUUCUGCCCUCAGUUAUAAUCUGCACUUCUGCAGAUUAUGUACUUGGUUCUCAUUCACAGUGGAUGAAGCAAAAAUGGCAUGAUAGAUUCAUGACCUGGAUACACCAUGUCACUGCCUUGUUUCCUUUAUAUUUUAUUGUCAUCUUUUAGCCAUGUUAUUCUACUUGAGUUUACGCAUAGGGUGAAGCAGCUCAUAUCAACUCAACUCAAUGCAAAGCUAGCAGUGUUGUCAUUAGCAAGCAAGCAUAUUUUUCAUAUUUUCAUUUUUUCAUGGCAUAGUCCUUGAAGUAGUAUACUCUGUCUUUGUCUACUAGUAUCAACUCAAUAGUAGUCCUUGAAGUAGAAUACUCUGUCUCUGUCUUUGUCUACUAGUAUCAACUCAAUAGUAUAAUGAAGGCCUUAGGACUUGAUAUCAGACCUGACAGGCUACAAAAACAUGUUACACCAGAAUUCUCAUUGCUGGUUUCCCAUAUCAAAAUGUUAGCAAACAAGCUGUACUUUUAGUGUUAGAUUAUCUGAUCUGCACAGGAGGCAGUGCAACACCGAUUCUGGUGUUAAUAUCAAGAAAUGGCCGUGGCAGUAUUCUUUAUCCGGUCCAAGCAUUCUAGUGCUUUGUAAUGGCUUUUUCUUGCCGAGAUAGAUUCAGACAAUGGUUGAAAGAACAUUAAAUGCCAUGUUCUCCCUUGCUUCGAUUACAACUUGUCUAUUGUUUAGUUAGUAACAGUAAAUGUUCAAGCAUCCUGUCCCAAAUUAUACUUGAUUUUACUUCAGCUAUUAUCAGUGCUAGUUUGAUGAACUGUAUGGUGAAGCACUUUUUUUGGCUACGUGCUGCACUGCUAGCCUUUGGGUCCUCCAGCAAGUUUUGAAGCUUCAAAGCUGAAACUUAUAUUCAUGGGAGAGGGGAUAAAAAAACUAUUCUGGA
Molecule: messenger RNA, 1672 nt
Organism: Rubroshorea leprosula
Lineage: Eukaryota; Viridiplantae; Streptophyta; Magnoliopsida; Malvales; Dipterocarpaceae
Source: the annotation of a GenBank genome assembly